Molecule: messenger RNA, 954 nt
Organism: Antechinus flavipes (yellow-footed antechinus)
Lineage: Eukaryota; Metazoa; Chordata; Mammalia; Dasyuromorphia; Dasyuridae
Product: THO complex subunit 4-like
Exons: 3
Coding region: 1-954 (317 amino acids)
Biological process (GO): mRNA export from nucleus
Cellular component (GO): nucleus
Molecular function (GO): mRNA binding
Source: RefSeq, a predicted model, not a curated record
AUGGCUAGUCCCAAUAGGUUUACAGCCAUUAUCGGGCCUAACGGCUCCGGGAAGUCGAAUCUUACGGACGCUAUCAGUUUCGUGCUGGGAGAAAAGACCAGCAAUUUGCGUGUAAAGACUUUGCGGGAUCUGAUCCACGGGGCUCCUGUGGGCAAACCAGCUGCCAACCGUGCAGCGGUCAGCAUGGUGUAUUCUGAGAACAAUGGUGAGGAACGCAUCUUUGCCCGGAUAAUUGUGGGGGGUUCCUCUGAGUACAAAAUCAACAACAAGGCUGUCCGCUCCUUGGGGUUCUUCAUAGCAAUAGACUCCACAGCACCCUGGAACACUAGGAAUUCUUGGCGCUGGAGUCCCAUCAGGAACAGGCGGGCUGUGGCCCACGGAGGCAGCAGCAACCGACCCGCGCCCUACAGACGACCAAAACAACUUCCAGACAAGAGGCAGCCCGACGUGUUCCGCAGUGACUUUGGAGGCGAGUCCGGAGCUGAGACCGGGACCAAGUUGCUGAUCUCCAAUCUGGAUCCUGGGGUCUCGGAUGCCGAUAUUCAGGAACUGUUUGCUGCCUUUGGAACUCUGAAGAAGGCAUCCGUGCAUUAUGAUCGCUCCGGGGGAAGCUUAGGAACAGCAGAUGUUCACUUUGAGCGAAAAGCCGAUGCUCUGAAGGCCAUGAAACGCUAUAAUGGUGUCACCUUGGAUGAUAGACCCAUGAACAUCCAGCUUGUUCUAGCAGAGACUCAUCAACAACGAAGACCCGCACAGAGUGAAAAUAGAAGUGGAAUGACGGGGAGCCGCGGCUCUGGAGGCCACCGCCGGAGAAGCGGCCCCCGGAGAGGCGGCCCUGGAGGCAAGCGAGGACCAGAACGAGGGACUGCAAGAAAUUCCAAGCAGCUUUCCAGAGAAGAACUAGAUGCACAACUGGACGCUUAUAAUGCCAUGAUUGAAUUCGAGUUAAACUAG